AUGCAUCUAGGCUACUUCAAUUGCCAUACUAACGCAGAAUCUGUGAGAGUAAUCACCACUGAUGCUCGAUUGUUUGAAGGGAUUCUUGAAGGGUUUGAUAAUUCCACAAAUAUCAUCCUCUCGUCAUGUUAUGAACAUAUAAUAUACGAAGAGGAAGAUGAGGAGAACCAAGCUAUACCGUUGGGCGUUUACUUUAUGAGAGGUGGAAACGUGGUAUGUAUAGGAGAGACCAGUGGUGAUGUUGAUUUUACAAAAAUGAAAGGUACGCUAAAAGGAACAAAAAACCCAUUAUAA
Meyerozyma guilliermondii ATCC 6260 is the source of this 294-nucleotide messenger RNA. RefSeq names its product U4/U6-U5 snRNP complex subunit. The coding region runs from base 1 to 294 and encodes 97 amino acids. Gene Ontology annotation, biological process: mRNA splicing, via spliceosome. Lineage: Eukaryota; Fungi; Ascomycota; Pichiomycetes; Serinales; Debaryomycetaceae. The record is from RefSeq and is a predicted model, not a curated record. Gene Ontology annotation, molecular function: RNA binding. The transcript has a single exon. Gene Ontology annotation, cellular component: U4/U6 x U5 tri-snRNP complex; U6 snRNP; precatalytic spliceosome.